This is a messenger RNA of Sardina pilchardus (European sardine), 3760 nucleotides long. It is a transcript of the gene stard3, whose product is annotated as StAR related lipid transfer domain containing 3. NCBI's taxonomy places the organism in Eukaryota, Metazoa, Chordata, Actinopteri, Clupeiformes, Clupeidae. Gene Ontology annotation, molecular function: cholesterol transfer activity; cholesterol binding. The record is from RefSeq and is a predicted model, not a curated record. Gene Ontology annotation, biological process: cholesterol transport. Gene Ontology annotation, cellular component: late endosome membrane; lysosomal membrane; endoplasmic reticulum-endosome membrane contact site. The transcript has 15 exons. The coding region runs from base 449 to 1783 and encodes 444 amino acids.
UAAGGUCACGGUGUCUGUAAUGAUUUGGUGUUGACAUCGUUGAGAUCGUGACCAAAGACAUGGCGUGUUUGGCGAGUGGCAACGGGAGGGAAAAAUAGACAACAUUUAGCCUAGUAGCAUUUGCAUGGACCAAGUUUAACGUUAGCGAUGUGUUGUUCACCCAGUCGGCAAAAUACCAAAUGCUAGUUUGCUUAGAGUGAAGGCAGGAAGAGUCGGCAUGUGAGAGAUGCCAUCAUCUAUUUCAGAAAACACAUUCCAACGUGUACUACCCGUACACACGGACGUUUGUUUGCGUUACUUUAGGAAGCUAUCUACGUGCUGUAUCAAUGGCAAUUUGCUAGCUCACUAGCAGCGGUCCGCAUACCAAACUUUUGAUAAACCUGAGGUAAACACUGUGCUUCCCCAUUUCCCUGCCCUACCACUUGGUGCAUUCCCCUUGUCAGCGGCCAUGCCGGGUGGAGUGGACAACGGUGACUUUCUGGGGAGCCUGCCUGCCAUUGCCUCCCUGAAUGCGUCCUACUCGCAGGCCUCUCUGUCCCUUCCACCUCCAUACUACCUACCCCCCCGGAAGACCAUCUCGGACGUGCGCCGCACCUUCUGCCUCUUCGUCACUUUCGACCUCCUCUUCAUCUCCCUACUGUGGAUCAUCGAGUUGAAUAUCAAUAAGAACAUUUGGGACAGUCUCCAGAAUGAGGUCAUCCAGUACAACUUCAAGUCCUCCUUCUUUGACAUCUUUCUCCUUGCCCUUUUCAGGUUUUUGUGUUUGCAACUGGGGUAUGCUGCUUGUCGGCUAAAGCAUUGGUGGAUCAUUGCGAUCACCACUCUAGUGACCAGUGCCUUUCUCGUUGCCAAAGUCAUCCUUUCAGAUCUGUUCAACAGGAAUGCCUUUGGCUACGUGCUGCCCAUCACCUCGUUUGUGGUGGCCUGGCUGGAGACCUGGUUCCUGGACUUCAAAGUCCUCACCCAGGAGGCCGAGGAUGAGAGGGCGUAUCUGGCUGCAGUGCAAGCAGCCUGUGAGCGCGCCCCUAUGAUCUACCCCAGAGCCGUGUCUGAUGGACAGUUCUACUCCCCACCAGAGUCUCUGGCAGGCUCUGAAGAGGAGCUUGAUGAAGACGGUGCGGGGAGGAAGGCUGUGACCGCACAGGAGAAGGAGUUUGUCAGGCAAGGGAGGGAAGCCAUGACAGUGGUGGAACAGAUACUCUCUCAGGAGGAGAACUGGAAGUUUGAGAAGAACAAUGAUAUAGGGGACUCCGUGUACACCCUGGAGAUACCCUACCAUGGAAAAACAUUCAUCCUCAAGGCCUUCAUGCAGUGUUCUGCAGAACUGGUAUAUCAGGAGGUGAUUCUACAACCAGAGAAAAUGGUACAGUGGAAUAAGACAAUAUCAGCUUGUCAGAUAUUACAGAGAGUAGAUGAUAAUACUCUGAUCUCGUAUGAUGUCUCUGCGGGAGCAGCAGGGGGCGUAGUUUCACCCAGGGACUUUGUAAACGUCCGUCGGGUGGAGCGCAAGAGAGAUUGCUACAUCUCUGCCGGCAUGGCAACCACCCACGAAGUGAAACCUCCACAUAGUCGCUUUGUCAGGGGAGAGAACGGCCCAGGUGGAUUUGUGGUUCUGAAGUCCACCAGCAAUCCUUCAGUGUGUACUUUUAUCUGGAUCUUAAACACUGAUCUGAAGGGUCGUCUGCCACGUUACCUCAUCCACCAGUCUCUGGCCGCCACCAUGUUUGAGUUCAUGGCUCACCUGCGCCAGCGCAUCACAGAUCUGCGCGGCGCCUACCGGUGACUCUGAGCUGGAGGCCGCGCUGCACGGCUCCUCCGCAGGCCGGGAGGAGAUACUGCACCCUCUGGAAACACCCAGCGGGAACUCAGAGUGGACAGGGUCGUUUUCGGAGACUCAUGUUCAAAGUUGGGACUCACAUGUGAACUGAACUAAUAUGGACAGAAGAAGAGAACCCUAAUCUCACAGGACACUCGCUACACACUUUGACUGGACCUAAACGUUGGACGCUUGGUUCCAAAAACAGACUGACUCUCUGAACUCACCCAGCAUGGCUCUUGGUCAUGGGAAAGAUGAAGAUCAUCUGUGGGAUCACUCUUCCUCUCAUUUUCUUUUGCCACAUUCUAUAUUCUCUUGCUCUCUCUUUUCUUGCCUCCCCCUUUCUAUCUCAUCUUAAUUGAGAUGGUUCUUUGCGUCAAGGAGGUGGUCUGUAAACCAUGCCAGACCACUGAGAGCGCCCCCUACAGGCUGCAUGGAACUCAGUCUAGUCACUCACACUCAAGACUGCUUCGCCAUGCUGCUGGCAAGGACGUGUCCUCGCACCCUUUCAAGGUCACAAGGCAACAAUUAUAUAUGGACUCCGAGCCUUGGCUGCCUUUAUCUAUGCUUUGUUGAAGCUAUACCUGUCUGUCUGUCUGUCUUCUUUGUACUUAGUUUCUCCCUUUGCACCUUCUGAGAGGGGGCUGCUGCCAUCAUGUGAUCCGCAUGCCUGAGCGCCCAAUGAGAGCUCAAUUAGCUCAUCAGCCUCUCGCUGUCCUCUGAGGCCCACAUGACCUCCAUGUGAUGCUUCCACACUCUCCUCACGUCACUGUGUUGAACAGGAGCAGCACCUCUCCGCUGCACCCAGCCUCUGGGGUAGUGCCUGUCCACUCCUCACACAGUGAGACUGCCUUACGGAAGCAUGAACCAAGCCACGCAGACACACACACAUACACAGGACAGGUUGGUGAAGUUAGUGACGUUCUGGUGCCAUUGCUUAGGUUUGACUGAAAUAUGACUGUGGUGCAUAUAACCAACUCUGUGCUGUAAGAAAGACCCAGAGCCUAUGUCUGCAAUUGACUAAUGUCUACAGACUAAUGUCUAUCAUUUUCAAAGAUUUCAAAGAGCUAACAAGAAAUAAAAUGUCUUAAUGUUUUUUCAUGCGGGCUAACAACAUUGUUCUUUAAGCAAUGCUGUCAAAAAAACUAGCAACUUACAUAAUGCUGUGGCCACAUCACAGGCAACUGUCACCAGACGAUGCACUUGUUUCUUUCUCUAAUCUGGAAAAUCCGACUGACUGACCAUAACAGGCAUGACCGUAGUCUCAUUAACAUUACGGUCGCAAGUGUAACAAGCAUUUCAGCCUCCCCUGCUACACUCUAUCUGUGGCUGUCAAGUGGAAGUGGAUGUGGUUCGCCUCACCAAGACGGACAACAGUGAGAUGAUGAGUUUGUUCUUAUUUGCUGUGUGGAGGGAUGAUGGGGCUGCUAUAGUCUGUGGACCGGGCACUCUAUGAUUUGGUCACGUCACUUGACUUGUCAUGAAGGUGUUUACUGCAGACGGGCGUGUGAACCUGUGGUGCAGAGUUGGACAAGACUGGCCUUCACCAGCAGCAGAAUGUCUUUUAUUUGUGUGCGUGUUUUUAAGGGGCGUCGGGGUGGGGGGGGCUGUAACGUUCUGGUGUUUUUGCAGGGAAUGUUUUGUUGUGCCUUCCUCACUGUGUACAUCAUGUUUUGGAACUGAAAAAAUAUCAAUGAAGUUGCAGCAUAGAUUUUUCAUUUUUUCAAUGUUAGGAUUUAAAAUUGUUUUUUUUUGUUGUUUUUUUGGCUAUGCCUAUUUGUUUGUAAAAGAUACUGUAGUCUAUUUAAUUUUUUAUGAUUAUAUUACUCUUGAGGGAAAGUGCUUGAUAGCCAUUUCCACCAGUCUUAUAACCUGACGACAUAAUUUUAAAUAAAAUAAAAUAAAACCUAUAAUUCAAACUGUUAAUAAAAAAUUAAAUAUGAA